CCGAGCAACCGUCUGCAUCGCGCGCAGCUCUCGAAGCGAUUUCGAAACCCGACGAACCCCUUCAAAGGAUACAGUAUACCACUCUCCACAGGCGCCACCAAGUCGCCUUCCGCAUCCCUAAAGGAUUUCCCUAAACAUUCCAUGGAAGCAAUGUCAGCGAUGCCGAUGAAAGCCCUCCUCGCUGGUGUUUUUCUGCUGGCCAAUGCCUGGCACAUCACAGCUGGAAAUGAGCAAAAGAACCACUUGCAGUGCUGGCACUGCAGCUCGGACACCAUUGGAGCGGAAGACUUCUGCGAUGUGACCUUCCAGGAAGACAAUAUCCCGACCGACCUGAUCAAGGAGCGGAACAUCAAUCUGCUGAGGAGCUGCAACAGCACCAUUAAUUCGGAUCACGAGCGAGCCGUUUGCCGCAAAACAGUGGAGGAGAAUAAUGGCAAGACGAUCACCAAGCGGUUCUGCUACUAUACCAACAAGUCGGAUCCCGUGGAGCUGUGCAACAUCACCAGCCCGGAGAAGAAUGUGCGGCGGAUAUUCUGCGAGGACUGCCUCACCGAUCGCUGCAAUGGAGCCUUUACCGGAGCCUCCAUUUGGGAGAUGAUGCAGCUCCUGCCCAUCCUGGCCCUAGUCCAACAGUUGGCCAUCUAGGCGAAAGAUCUCUCUAUUGUAUUUUAGUUGGAACGUGAUAUUUUGCCUGGCCUCACGGGCCGAGCUGUAUGGCUGAUUAACGUUUACGUUUAGCUCGAUUUAACCUAGUUUUGGGGACACUGGCUUCCCGCUCAUUAGCUUACAUUCAGAUUGAAGUUUAAGGUUCGUUUAUAAGUUUAUGAUUUGCCUGGCCGAGUGCCAAUGUUUGCCAAGCUCAAAGCCCGAAUAUUCCGAAAGAAAUCCAACUAUAACGUAAAUAAAUAGAGCUACACUAAAGGAAAGGUAUAAAUAAAUGAAACAAUAAUCAGUAGAGUCUAAACCCCCAAAGCACAGUAAAUACUCACUAAAUAGUCUAUGUACAACAUGAUAUUUUAAUGUAAAGAACACAAGCCUUCACCUAUGUAAUUAUCUCAGAUGCUAGAGAAACAAAAACACAAUUCAAAUCAAAGUAUUAAAGCACUCGAACAUACAAAACACACCGAAUAAAGUUCACACAACUGAAGUCUUAA
Messenger RNA from Drosophila takahashii, 1154 nucleotides. RefSeq names its product target of wit (gene twit). The record is from RefSeq and is a predicted model, not a curated record. Lineage: Eukaryota; Metazoa; Arthropoda; Insecta; Diptera; Drosophilidae.